This is a messenger RNA of Aspergillus piperis CBS 112811, 2652 nucleotides long. RefSeq lists its product as uncharacterized. Lineage: Eukaryota; Fungi; Ascomycota; Eurotiomycetes; Eurotiales; Aspergillaceae. The record is from RefSeq and is a predicted model, not a curated record. The transcript is spliced from 3 exons. Bases 1 to 2652 code for a protein of 883 amino acids.
AUGGCUUCUUACGAAGACGAAUUCCGUCCAGUAUCUCCGCCCCAGGCCUCUCUGGAGGUCUCCAACCUGGAUAUUCGAAGUACCUGGAGCGGCAGCCUAGAUGAGCCCGUCAACUGCAGAAUCUCUAUGGUGGCCCAUUGCAUCCCCAACACGCAGCUGUCCAUCUUGAAUGUCAGAUCUACCGGAGUUUCUAUCGUCAAUACACAAUUGGUUCGGCUUCAGCCUGACCAGUAUAGUGAUGGUACUUGGUCAAGCUCGAGCUCCCCUUCCAGUCCUUUGUUCGCCUUUUCUUCUACAGCAACAGACUCUUACCCAGCACAUUCUCCAAUAUCUGGUCCAGAGCUUUCUGAGGGACAUGUUCGCGCAAAUAUCGAGAAUUCGGCUCGAGAUUUAGUAUCCUCAGUUGAUGGGACUGCUGGUGAUCACUCUGAUUGCCAUAUAGGAACCGAUCAGCUGGGUCAGCCUUCGGCUCAUACGUCAUCUGUAUCCGAUAUUAGCGAUGAGUAUACUAGGAUUAUUGAUGCUAUCAAGCAGCAUAAUCUGGGGAAAAGAAGUGCUGCUGCCGCAGGCCUGACGGACUCUCCGCCGGGCUCGGAUACGGAGGAUCAUAGUAGGAAAGCUACGCGGAAGGAUCAUAUUACCAACAUCAGUCCUGCAAAACCGGAACAUGAAAGGGAAAUACUUGAGGGCUGGGCAGACCACGAUAGACACCCAGUUUCCGUUGCGAAGGAAAGGCACAAUGAUCCGCCCAGCGGGGCCCAAAGUGACCAUAUAACACAAGAUAUUUCUUCCAGCAGUAUGCACCAUAAGGGUAUAGCCAGUGCUUUUGAGGUCAAGGGAAUAGCAAGUGAUAUGCAGCUCGAGGCCAGUGAUGCCUGUGCUACUCUCGACUCAUCACCAGCGCACCCAGACACGGGCGAAGGACCAGAUUGUAUACUUGAACGGCCAGUGAUGGAGCGGUCCAGCUUCGGUGAAGUCAAUGCAGACUUCUCUUCAAUUGAUAAAAUUACAUGGUUACCUGAGCCUUCACAUGAAGGUACCGUAAAAGCAUCCGGCAAAGUGCGCAAAGGCCCCUCCAGGAAACGUUCAAAUGCGGGCUCAUCACUGUCCGUUCCAGCUGUGAAAGAAGCGCCACUAUCCAUUUCCAGCCCCAGGGAGGCAUUUAUGGUAGCUGAUAGCGAACCGAAGGAAAUUACAGAGCCUCGACUACUUCCAAAGCUCACCAUACCGCAACCUUCUCAUGAAAAGACUACGGACGAAAAGGGAACCUCCACACAAAUCGAUGACGAGUCACGCUCGAAUGUACACUGCGAACCAGUUUUGACUAUUGACAGUGGUACUUUAAUAGUCAAGAAUCCUUCCAAACUUCAGCCAGGACACUACAAGUUCAUUGUUACUGUAUCCGUGUCCCUGUGGCAAAGAAAGCAGAGCGGAUGGAAUGAUUUAGUAAUCCAAGGCCUACCUAAGUUGGUAACUGGCGAGUUUGGGUACCUUCUCUUUCUCAUGCCAGAGGAACAUGGUCUCGAGUUCCGCACCACGAACUUACAGAGACAUAAGGUCGUGGAAAAUUGCUUCCUGGGUGAGUUCAGCUAUGCGGGUGACCUUGUGAUCCCGUUGCGAAGGUGCGACCGGACAUUUUACGGAAUUGUCAAGGACUUUACGGUGCACCAGGAGAUCAGAGCCGAAUAUGCAGUGGCCUCUGCCAGAGCUGAAAGUCCGCCAGAAUUGCAGGCAACAUACCACGCCGUCUGCUCUGUCAGACUGCACAACCGUUGCUUUUGGGCCGAAACAUGCUGUCUCAUUCUCUCUGUCGACGGGGGUCCAGAUAGUGUUUACCGCAGUAACCUUGAUGCUCAAGAAAGCGGUCUAAAGAUGAUUCAUAUUCCAGCAAGGGAGAACGUCGUUCGGCUUCCCCAACACCAAGCAAUCAGUUGGCUCCCACGAAUUUAUCCGGGGUUUACCAGCCCGAGUGACCGUGUUAGACACCACCUCCGACGAACAUUCGAAAAAGUGGAGGCUGUAUCAGUCUCACGUAUUGAGCGUUCUCGUGGCUACGAAAUGGAGGAACCGGGAAUUGAUGGCUCGAAGAAGCCUGCAGAUAAAAGUGCCGUUGCUGUUGUCGCGGACCUACCUGGUGAGGACAAACAGCCAUUGGAUGGUUGCACAAAUGAGAGCAUUCCAAGAUCAGAUAACAUGAUACAGAAGAUGAGACUCAUCUUCAUAUGCGCUAUCUAUAUUCUGGGGACCAUUUUAGCGUUCUGGCUCAAAAAUACCAUCAUUGAUGCUGUGGCUUCGCCAACUAAGGCAACACCCACUGUUGCCGAUUUGGCUGCGGAAAGCCUUAACAUGAGUCAACCGACGACAGUACAUUGGCCAAGCUACAUCGGUCAGCCCGAUAUGUCAUGGGAAGGCAAUUCCAAAGAUGAUCCAACGCCAGGAGUCAGUAUUUCUGUGGAGGCAAACGAAGAGGUAACAAUGGUUGCUGAGACCACGAAAGUGGGCCACGAGUCUACGAGGUCGGCACCAGCUGCACCGCAAAGCCCUGAGUCACCGCAAUCUGAACAUGAGUUAACUUUUCGGGAUAGGAUUGAUUACUGGCUUGGAUGGCGGGGCCCAGUGGAAAGUGAGAUUCACGGCGAGACUGUCGCAUAA